AUGUCGCCCAGAUAUUCGCCCGUUGACACGGCACUCGACGUCAUCGAUGCUACAAUUCUCUCCGUGCCAGCAUCUGCGCUCAUCUUCGCCUACUAUCUCCGCAACUUCGUCCGGGAUUACUCUCUCCCGCUCUCACUCUCUGCACUGAGCGACUUUUUCAAGGAGCACUACCGAAUCAAGCAGUUCCUCUUGCUCGUACUGCUACGGAGAGGCAAUGGCGCACUGAGCAGACUGGUCGACAACAACGGCGUGUGGAAGCGUCAGAUACCGUAUUACCUCGAGGCUGCACCCGAUACCGGCGGUAGAUCGGAAAUCAUUGUCGUUGUAGGAGGAGCGCAGGGGAUUGGAGCGCGACUGGUCGAAGAGCUCAAGUGGAAGCGGGGCGUCAAAAUUGCAGUCAUGGAUAUCGCUCCUGCCAAUAUUGCAGAUCACGAUCGUCAUGUGAGGUACUACAAGACCAACAUUGCCGACCCAGAAGCAGUCAGCCAGAGCGCCCAAGCCAUUCGAGAUGAUUUUGGUCACCCGUCCAUCUUGAUCAACUGUGCGGGUAUCUUGCGCGGAAAGUCGAUCAUCGACAUCACACCCAAAGAGCUACAGCUCACUUUUGCAGUCAACACACUCGGUCUCAUCUAUGUCACAAAGGAGUUCUUACCCGCCAUCGUCAAAGCCAAUCACGGUCAUAUCGUCAACAUAUCCUCUGCAGCUGCGCUCGUCUCUGCGCCCGGCUGCGGAGACUAUUCACCCUCGAAAGCAGCCGUCAUGGCGUUCCAUGAAGUUCUUGCAGCAGAACUUGCAGGGCGUUACAAUGCGCCUGCUGUCCGUACGACACUCAUACAGCCCAUCAAAGUCAACACAGCACUCGGCAGUGCAGUCAAUGACCACCCGGACAAGUUCCUCACACCUCUUCUUGAGCCAGAUGAUAUCGCCCAAGGAAUCAUCCAAGCCAUCGAAGGGGGUCUAUCGCAAACGAUCAUCAUCCCUCGCGCAGUCAAAUGGAGUCUUCCCCUCUUACGGGUCGCGCCAUCUUGGUAUCGAUGGCUCAUCACCCGGUCGGGUGGCACAAACGAAUUCGCAACGCUCGACAGUGUUGCCAAAGGCGCAAAGGGAGGCUACAAGAUUCUUGUUGACGACGCUCACUCGCUGCAUCCAGCUGCAUUCUGGCUCCGAUGCCACAACGUCGAACCGCAGCCAGCAGACCUGCUCUACCUGCGAGUUUCCCGACUCCGCCUGCAGAUGGAGCCAUGGCAGGGUGGCCUCUUCACCUUUCGCGAGAUCGAUGCACCCACACCGCCUUCCGAGAUCAAGUUCAAGGUGUUCCCGGAGAUGAGCUCGGUUGAUCAGAACGACGUCAUGGUCCCACUGACCGUUUCGAUCCAUAUCAAGCCCUGGGAAACGGAAGCCGAUCCGAUUGACUGGGAUGAGCCUUAUCGUAGCUGCUGCCUGAUCAUCGUCGCAUUCGAUAUCACUCUGGGCCUCGUGUCGACACGAUUACUGGUGCACCAGACGCGGAUGUAUCGUCAUUGUCGUUCAGCUGCUCUGAACCCGCUGGAGCCCGUCGCGUUUCCCCUCUGUCCGGCAAGAUACGAGGCGCCACGGCAGUUGGUCGAAGAUUGUGACGAAGUCAUGCACGCCAUCUCAUUCGAAACCUGGCCAACCAGAUGGUUCUUCUGA
Mixia osmundae IAM 14324 is the source of this 1671-nucleotide messenger RNA. RefSeq lists its product as uncharacterized. NCBI's taxonomy places the organism in Eukaryota, Fungi, Basidiomycota, Mixiomycetes, Mixiales, Mixiaceae. The record is from RefSeq and is a predicted model, not a curated record. The transcript is spliced from 9 exons. Gene Ontology annotation, molecular function: oxidoreductase activity, acting on the CH-OH group of donors, NAD or NADP as acceptor. Bases 1 to 1671 code for a protein of 556 amino acids.